Messenger RNA from Lotus japonicus, 3138 nucleotides. RefSeq names its product protein trichome birefringence-like 10. The coding region runs from base 1119 to 2468 and encodes 449 amino acids. NCBI's taxonomy places the organism in Eukaryota, Viridiplantae, Streptophyta, Magnoliopsida, Fabales, Fabaceae. Gene Ontology annotation, molecular function: O-acetyltransferase activity. The transcript has 4 exons. The record is from RefSeq and is a predicted model, not a curated record. Gene Ontology annotation, cellular component: Golgi apparatus.
UAAUAAAGCAUACCUCUAUAAAAGGUCAUUGGGAUAUUGAUGAAAGAUAUCUUAUUCGUUGAGAUAUUUUUUCAUGAAAAAACUCUAAGAACAAAGUCAGGUCAAAUGUAAAGUGACGUCUUAGGUUUUUUCAACAAAUGAACAUGAUUUUAUUGAGUAUGAAGAAGUCUCUUAUAUAGUCAAUGUCUCCUUCAAAUAUCAUCAUUACAAUUACAAAGAUAAUUAGGGAUGUACAUAAGGAAAAGACAUUCAAUUAUUAUUACAUUGUAAAGGUAAUUAGGGAAGUACAUAAGAGAAUUAGAGGUAAUGAAGGGAGGGAUUUGGGUAAUCCCUGUUAAAUUAUAUUUACCAACGUGCUUAGAAAUGAACUCAGACGCUUCUUGCCUACGACCCACGGGUGAUUGACUCAAGUCAAUGCAUACUUGGUCGUCCACCUUAGGACCAACAAGAUGUUCACAACCUGGUAAUGAGACGAGGGGGCUGCCUCCUGGCGCUUUUUCCCAUGGGCGGCUUACUCAUGUCCUCGGGUAUUCGGUCAACCUAAUAAGAUUCCGACACAACAGUAGUGACUCGGUCAGCCCAACACACUAACGGUCCAAUAUUAAUUGGGCCAACAAAAUACAAAUCUAGAGUAGCUUAUGCAAUCCAAAUCCUGUCUCUUUAAUUAGUUGGGCUUUUGUGACUGAAAUUUGUUUUGGGCUUGGUUUUUUGGCCUGCUAUACAAAUGUUGACCACGUGUCAUCUAACCGUUACCCCAUUUUCCCCCAGUUUCCAUAGUGUACUCAUUGGUUUGUUUUCUGCAGCAAACAAAAUCUUCAUUGCUUGCUUUCAAAUCUUCACUCUACACAAACAAGAAAACAAUUGAAAAUCGUUGAAUGAAUGAGUACUCUUUGCUUCCUCUUUCCUCCAUUGAUUGAUGAUGGUAUUUACUAAACUCACCUACCAAGCAAAGACAAGCUUCAAUUUGAUUGUUUCUGAAUUCUGAUGAUUUCUGUGGGGCAUGAAUGAAUGUCAUGUUACUUGCAUGCCACUCUUCUAAAUCCUUAAAACUUCCCGUCAUUUUCCCAGUGUGUCACUAUCUGUGACCGUUAUAGCGAUACCCACUUGAAUUUUUUCAAAUGUCUGAAGAAGUUGAAGCCAUGAUGCCCAUGACAGUUUUUGAAGGUUUCAGAAGAGUUAAGCGCUUUCGGUUGUUCGAACCGUCUCUGGGUGUUCUUGGGUUCGUUGUUGUUACCGCCAUUGUUGGUUGCUGCUUCUUCUAUUUGGGCAACAGAGACGUUGCUGCUAGAUUCGGGUUCUUGGACCAACCUCAGAGUUUUCCUUGGUUGCGGUUGAAGGAACAAAGCAGAGUUGAGUUUCUUGGAGAAAAUGGUGUUGUUGGUGGUGGUGGGUGUGACUUGUUUGAUGGGGAAUGGGUUUGGGAUGAGAGCUACCCCUUGUAUCAGUCAAAAGAUUGCAUGUUUUUGGAUGAAGGGUUUCGGUGUUCUGAGAAUGGACGACGUGAUUUGUUUUACACCCAAUGGAGAUGGCAACCUAAAGAUUGCAACAUGCCCAGGUUCAAUGCAACAAAGAUGUUGGAAAGACUGAGAAACAAGCGCGUAGUGUUUGCUGGGGACUCAAUAGGGAGAAACCAAUGGGAAUCGCUCUUAUGCAUGCUCUCUUCUGGAGUUUCUAACAAGGAAUCAAUCUAUGAAGUGAAUGGAAACCCAAUCACAAAGCACAAGGGGUUCUUGGUUUUCAAAUUCAGGGACUUUAACUGCACAGUGGAGUACUAUAGAGCUCCAUUUCUUGUAUUGCAGAGUCGGCCUCCAACAGGAGUUUCUGGAAAGAUUAGAACAACUCUAAAAGUGGAUAAAAUGGAUUGGAAUUCUUUGAAGUGGAGCAAUGCAGAUAUCCUGAUUCUUAACACAGGGCACUGGUGGAAUUAUGAGAAAACCAUAAGAGGGGGUUGUUAUUUCCAAGAAGGCACGGAAGUUAAGUUGAAAUUGCAUGUAGAAGAUGCAUACAAGAGGUCCAUGGAGACAGUGUUGAACUGGAUGCAAAGUUCAGUAAAUCCUAGCAAGACACAGGUUUUCUUUCGCACUUUAGCACCAGUUCACUUCAGAGGCGGGGAUUGGAGAAAUGGUGGAAAUUGUCACUCGGAAACACUACCAGAUCUCGGUUCUUCAUUGGUUCCUAAUGACAACUGGUCGCGAUUCAAAGCAGCCAACGCGGUGCUAUCAUCACAUACAAAUGCUUCUGAAAUUAUGAAAAUCAAGGUAUUGAACAUAACCCACAUGACUGCUCAGAGAAAAGAUGGACAUUCAUCUAUCUAUUAUCUCGGUCGUGUUGCGGGUCCUGCUCCUCUCCAUCGCCAAGAUUGCAGUCAUUGGUGUUUGCCCGGCGUACCUGAUACAUGGAAUGAGCUGCUUUAUGCUAUGCUUCUUAAACAUGAAGUUGAUCAGAGAUGGAACUUGUUCCAGUCAUGAGAGACUGAGAAUUAUGUUAAUUGUGCUGCUCGGAAGAAUCAUGGAGCUUUUCUGUGCAGGAAUAUACCUAUUCUUUCAUAGAAUAGAAGUGUUACAGAGAACAAGAUGAGAUAUUUUACAGCAGAGAUCUGCAGUGAAGGACUGAGGUAUCAGAUUUUUUUGCUGCAAACACCAAUGAGAAUUAUUUGCCUUUAGAAGGAGCUCAACAUUUUGGAGCCAUUGACAUCAGUUUUGAAAUACAAUGCUGGUAGCUUCAAGAAACCAAUAGUUUCUCACUUUUGGUUAUCUUGUGAUUAGAUGAGGGAAAGAACAAACUGUAAUUUAUCAAUUUUUUGUAUGCUAUUAGGACACAGUUUUGGUUACAAUUGAAAAGAUAAUAGUAAAGGAAAAAUGCUUCUUCAAACUCAUUAUGCUAGCUAUUACUCUUUGGGAGGGAGUAUGUUUUAGGGUUAAUUGUCAUUUUAGUCUCUGUAUUUGUAAGGCGGUUCAAAUUUCGUCCCUAGCCGAAAAAGGGUUAUGCGUUUAGGGUAAUGAUGGGAUUAGUUCUCGCCUAAGGCAGAGCUCGGGGGAUUUGCUUAAGUGUUCGACCUGAGCUGAUGAGGCAUGUCGCAUGCCCACACGAUGAGUGACAUGUCAAUUGAGAGACUAACCAAAUUUUUCUAUUUUUAAU